Molecule: messenger RNA, 1533 nt
Organism: Microthlaspi erraticum
Lineage: Eukaryota; Viridiplantae; Streptophyta; Magnoliopsida; Brassicales; Brassicaceae
Source: the annotation of a GenBank genome assembly
AUGGACGACGCUCACCAUUUCCUCCACCCUCCAGCGCCGCCGCCUCCUUCUUCAAUGAGGCUCCGUGCUACCUCGGAGGCGGCGGAUACGGCCAACGGCGGGUGCGGCGAGAUCGUGGAGGUGCAAGGAGGUCACAUUGUGCGGUCGACGGGAAGGAAAGACCGGCACAGCAAAGUCUGCACGGCCAAAGGGCCACGUGACCGGCGCGUGAGGCUCUCUGCCCACACGGCGAUUCAGUUCUACGACGUUCAGGACCGCCUCGGCUUCGACCGACCUAGCAAAGCCGUCGAUUGGCUUAUCAAAAAGGCCAAGACUUCCAUCGACGAGCUCGCUCAGCUUCCUCCCUGGAACCCGGCCGACGCAAUCCGCCUCGCCGCCGCUAACGCUAAACCCCGAAGAACCGUCGCUGCAAAAACCCGAAUUUCUCCGUCGCCGCCGCCGUCGGAACAGCAGCAGCAACAUCUUCAAUUCGGUGUUGGAUUCGACGGAGCAGAGCAUCCGAGCAACAAUGAUAACGAGUCGAGUUUUCUCCCGCCGUCAAUGGACUCAGAUUCGAUUGCUGACACUAUCAAGUCCUUUUUCCCGGUGGUUGGCUCUUCAACGGAAGCUCCUCCGAAUCACCUGAUGCACAACUAUCAUCACCAUCAUCAUCAUCAUCCGCCGGAUUUGCUUUCUCGAACCAACAGCCAAAGCCAAGAUCUCCGUCUCUCGCUGCAAUCCUUCCCGGAUGGUCCACAGUCGCUUCUCCACCAGCAGCAGCAGCAGCACAACCACCACCACAACCACCACUCCGCUUCCGCCUCCGUCGGCGAGCCUGUUCUGUUCUACGGGCAGAACAAUUCGCUAGGAUUCGACACAUCAAAUGGUUGGGAGCAGCAGCAGCAGUCAUCGGAAUUCGGAAGGAUUCAGAGACUGGUGGCUUGGAACAGCGGCGGAGUAAUCGAUUCAGGAAACGGCGGAGGAGGAGGAGGGUUUCUGUUCGCUCCUCCUCCUCAUCCUCAUCCUCCUCCGACGUCGUUUCAGCCAGUACUCGGCCAGAGCCAGCUUUAUUCUCAGAGGGGUCCCCUUCAGUCCAGUUACACGCCCUUGAUCCGUGCUUGGUUUGAUCCUCACCACCACCACCACCAUCAAUCCAUCUCCACCGACGACCAUCUUCCUCCUCCGCACGGUUUCAGGGCCACCAAGACGAGGAGCAGCACGACGGUCUCACCAACAAACCGUCCUCUGCUUCCUCACUUUCUCGCCAUUGAUAACAACAAUCCCAACAUUUCCUCUUAUUCCAGGGCUUGUCAAGCUUGCCUUGGCUUAGAUUGUUCGGAAAAGAGAAGGUGUUCUCGGUUUGUAUUCAAUGGCGUGAAGAAAGAAAAGUGCAAGAGAAGGAUGGAAGAGAAGAAGAAGAUCAACAAUGUGGUCUCUACAGUUUCAGGUUCUUCUUUCUUCUUCUUCUUUCAGUAUCCUGACCUUGCCGAUUAUACUUUGAGAAUAUUGCAGUUUCUUGCUCUUGUUGUGUUUGUAACUCCAUUGAAGUUCUAA